Cynocephalus volans (Philippine flying lemur) is the source of this 8706-nucleotide messenger RNA. It is a transcript of the gene RREB1, whose product is annotated as ras responsive element binding protein 1. The coding region runs from base 471 to 5762 and encodes 1763 amino acids. Gene Ontology annotation, cellular component: nucleus. Gene Ontology annotation, biological process: regulation of transcription by RNA polymerase II. NCBI's taxonomy places the organism in Eukaryota, Metazoa, Chordata, Mammalia, Dermoptera, Cynocephalidae. The record is from RefSeq and is a predicted model, not a curated record. Gene Ontology annotation, molecular function: RNA polymerase II cis-regulatory region sequence-specific DNA binding; DNA-binding transcription activator activity, RNA polymerase II-specific. The transcript has 14 exons.
CUCGCCCACCUCCCUCCCUGUGGGAGAAGAGGAGGAGGGGAAGUGACUGCGGAGUUGAUGAACUUUGCACAUCCAGAAACGCCAUUUUGAUUCCUUUUCCGGAACAAGUUUGCAUCUCUCCUCGUUCUCUCCCCGAAGCCCACCGGUCCCCACCGCAUCAUGCCUGGGAGCCAAGCGUCCUGGCCGGCCGUUGCUCCGCCUUUGUGCUCCAGCAGUGGUGGCUUUGAGGUGUGACCCUGCGCACGUUUGGACCCAGGCAGUUUUAGCUCCUCAGUAAGGAGGGCAGCUUGAUAAGAGCAAGGAAACAGUGUCAAGGAGCGAUACCAAGAGAACAGAAGACGUGAAUGCAGACUCAUUUCCUGCCACAUGCAGGUGGUAGCUGCAGCAGGGGGGAUUUCAUAGUCUCUCAUUUGGGGCAGAAAAUGGAGUUCUAUGGCAGAGGCUUCUUAGAAGCUUAAACCCCUGUCCCAAUGACGUCAAGUUCACCUGUUGGCUUGGAAGGUUCAGACCUGUCUUCCAUCAACACCAUGAUGUCAGCGGUAAUGAAUGUAGGGAAGGUCACCGAGAAUGGCGGAAGCCCCCAGAGCAUCAAGUCCCCUGCGAAGCCUCCAGGACCAAAUCGGAUUGGCAGAAGGAACCAGGAAACGAAAGAGGAGAGGUCUUCCUAUAACUGCCCCCUGUGUGAAAAGAUUUGCACUACCCAGCAUCAGUUGACUAUGCACAUUCGUCAGCACAACACGGACACUGGAGGCGCCGACCACUCAUGCAGCAUCUGCGGGAAGUCGCUGAGCUCGGCCAGCUCCCUGGACCGCCACAUGCUGGUGCACUCUGGCGAGAGGCCUUACAAAUGUACCGUGUGUGGUCAGUCUUUCACCACCAAUGGGAACAUGCACAGACAUAUGAAGAUUCAUGAGAAGGACCCUAACGGUGCAGCUGCAGCCCCUCCGUCCCCUCUGAAGCGCAGGAGGCUGUCCUCCAAGAGGAAACUGAGUCAUGAUGCCGAGUCAGAGAGAGAAGACCCAACGCCAGCUAAAAAGAUGGUAGAAGAUGGGCAGUCGGGUGACAUGGAGAAGAAGGCUGACGAGGUCUCUCACUGCCCGGUAUGCUUCAAGGAGUUUGUUUGCAAGUAUGGACUGGAGACCCACAUGGAGACCCAUUCAGAUAACCCACUCAGAUGUGACAUCUGCUGCGUCACCUUCCGAACACAUCGCGGACUGCUGCGCCACAAUGCGCUUGUCCACAAACAGCUUCCCAGGGACGCGAUGGGAAGGCCUUUCAUACAGAACAACCCUUCCAUUCCUGCUGGCUUCCACGACUUGGGAUUCACUGACUUCUCCUGCAGGAAGUUUCCUCGCAUUUCCCAGGCCUGGUGUGAAACAAACCUGCGAAGGUGCAUCAGCGAGCAGCACCGUUUCGUCUGCGACUCCUGUGACAAGGCAUUCCCCAUGCUGUGCUCUCUGGCCCUGCACAAGCAGACCCACAUCGCCACAGACCAGGAACGGGAAAAGCUGCCUGCCAAGCCCCUGCCUGGCGACACCCUGGACCAGAAGGUCUUCCUGGCCUUGCUGGGCCUGCAGCACACCAAAGAUGCCAGGCCCACCCCCGCCGAGGAGCCCCUGCCUGACGACAACCAAGCAAUACAGCUCCACGCACUCAAGUGUCAGCUACCUCAGGACCCCGGCUGCGCCAAUGCGCUGAGUCUGUCACCUUUCGAAGCUGCUUCUCUGGGCGGUUCUCUCACGGUCCUUCCAGCCACCAAGGAGAACAUGAAGCAUCUGUCCCUGCAGCCCUUCCAGAAGGGCUUCAUCAUCCAGCCCGACAGCAGUAUUGUGGUCAAGCCCAUCUCGGGAGAGUCUGCCAUCGAGCUGGCCGACAUCCAGCAGAUCCUGAAAAUGGCUGCCUCGGCCCCCCCCCAGAUCAGUCUUCCGCCUCUCUCCAAGGCCCCUGCCGCCCCCCUGCAGGCCAUUUUCAAGCACAUGCCUCCUCUGAAGCCAAAGCCCCUGGUCACACCGCGGACGGUGGUGGCAGCCUCCACGCCCCCGCCUCUCAUCAACACCCAGCAGGCCUCCCCGGGCUGCAUCAGCCCCAGCCUCCCCCCGCCCCCGCUGAAGCUGCUCAAAGGUUCGGUGGAGGCGGCCUCGCAUGCCCACCUGCUGCAGUCCAAGUCCGGGGCCCAGCCUGGCCCGGCCUCGCUCUUCCUGCAGCAGCCGCGGGCUGAGCUGCCAGGCCAGCCUGAGAUGAAGACGCAGCUGGAGCAGGACAGCAUCAUCGAGGCCCUGCUGCCCCUGAGCAUGGAGGCCAAGAUCAAGCAGGAGAUCACGGAGGGGGACCUCAAGGCCAUCAUGACGGGCCCCGGCAGCAAGAAGGCGCCCGCCAUGCGCAAGGUGCUGUACCCCUGCCGCUUCUGCAACCAGGUGUUCGCCUUCUCGGGGGUGCUGCGCGCGCACGUGCGCUCCCACCUGGGCAUCUCGCCCUACCAGUGCAACAUCUGCGACUACAUCGCCGCUGACAAGGCCGCGCUCAUCCGCCACCUGCGCACGCACAGCGGGGAGCGGCCCUACAUCUGCAAGAUCUGCCACUACCCCUUCACCGUCAAGGCCAACUGCGAGCGCCACCUGCGCAAGAAGCACCUCAAGGCCACCCGCAAGGACAUCGAGAAGAACAUCGAGUAUGUGAGCAGCAGCGCGGCCGAGCUGGUGGACGCCUUCUGCGCGCCCGACACCGUGUGCCGGCUGUGCGGCGAGGACCUCAAGCACUACCGCGCGCUGCGCAUCCACAUGCGCACGCACUGCGGCCGCGGCCUGGGCGGCUGCCCCAAGGCCCGCAAGCCCUUCGAGUGCAAGGAGUGCAGCGCCGCCUUCACCGCCAAGCGCAACUGCAUCCACCACAUCCUCAAGCAGCACCUGCACGUGCCGGAGCACGACAUCGAGAGCUACGUGCUGGCGGCCGAUGGCGGCCUGGGCCCCACCGAGCCUCCACCCGCCGAGGCCCCCGGGAGAGGGGAGGAGGCCGGCUGCACGGCCUCGGGUGACCGCAAGCCCCUCGCCGCCUUCCUGGAGGCCCAGAAUGGCUUUCUCCACGGGGGUCCCACCCAGCCUCUGCCGCCUCACGUCUCCGUCAAGCUGGAGCCCGCCAGCAGCUUUGCGGUGGACCUCAACGAGCCCCUGGACUUCUCGCAGAAGGGCCUGGCCCUGGUCCAAGUGAAGCAGGAGAACGUCCCCUCCUUCCUGAGCUCUUCUUCCUUGGCCCCCUACGACUGCCCCAUGGAGCCCAUCGACCUGUCCAUCCCUAAGAACUUCAGGAAAGGAGACAAUGCAGCUGCCCCCAGCGAAGCCAAGAAGCCGGAGCAGGAAGCCGAGAGCAGUGAGCAGCCUGCUCCCUGUCUGCCACCAUGCCCUGCCUUGCCGGUGACUUUGGGGCCCAACGGGAUCCUGGAAAACCCUGCAGUGACUGCCACAACAGCCACCACCCUGGAGCCCCACUCCCAGGCCCUGCAGGGCUCCGUUCAGCUCGCUGUCCCCAUCUACUCCUCAGCUCUGGUGAACAGCCCCCCGCUCUUGGGCAACUCCACCGUCAUAAGCAACUCAGCCCUCCUGAGCAGCUCAGCCCUGCUGCGGCCGCUGCGGCCCAAGCCCCCCCUGCUCUUGCCAAAGCCCCCUGUGACAGAGGAGUUGCCCCCACUGGCCUCCAUCGCCCAGAUCAUCUCAUCCGUGUCUUCGGCCCCCACCCUCCUGAAAACCAAGGUGGCAGACCCAGGGCCCACGAGCACUAGCAGUAACACUGCCACUUCAGAUGGCUUUGGAAGCACCAUCCCUAAAGUCGCCACCACCCCCUCUGACGCCACCAGCCCAAAAGAAUCCAGUGACCCACCCCCUACGGCCAGCAGCCCAGAAGCAGCCUCACCCACCGAGCAGGGGCCGGCUGGCUCAUCCAAGAAGAGGGGUCGGAAAAAGGUGAUGAGGAGCCGGUCCCAUGCCAGCAGCAGCGGGGUGGACCUAGACUCCAGUGGGGAGUUUGCCAGCAUUGAGAAGAUGCUGGCCACCACGGACACCAACAAGUUCAGUCCAUUUCUGCAGACUGCAGAGGAUGACACUCAGGAUGAGGUGGCUGGGGUCCCCGCCGACCACAAUGGGCCCAGCGAUGAAGAGCAGGGAAGCCCCCCAGAAGACAAGCUGCUGAGGGCAAAGCGGAACUCCUAUGCCAACUGCCUGCAGAAGAUCAACUGUCCCCACUGCCCCCGGGUCUUCCCUUGGGCCAGCUCCCUCCAGAGGCACAUGCUCACACACACUGGUCAGAAACCCUUCCCUUGUCAAAAAUGCGAUGCCUUCUUUUCUACCAAAUCUAACUGUGAACGCCACCAGUUGCGCAAACACGGACUUACCACCUGUUCCCUGAGAAGAAACGGGCUUAUCCCCCAGUCCAAAGAGAGUGAUGUUGGAUCCCAUGAUAGCACAGAUAGCCAGUCGGACACAGAGACUGCUGCCACAGCAGGCGAAGUGCUGGAUCUUACCGCACGUGACAAGGAGCAACAGCUGCAGCAGCAGCCAGCACCACCACUGCCACCGCCAUCAGAGGGAGACACUGAGCUCAGCCAGGUCGCAGAGGACCCCCCUGCAGAGGCGGUCAAGGCCGGGACCACCUCCCCUGUGACCAGAGAGGAAAAGGAGGCCGAGGAGAACCAGGAGCCAGAGGAAGAGUGUGGCAUGGAGGAGGGGGAUGGGGAAGGCCCAGAGGAAGAUGCGGCCAGCAACAGGAGCCUGGACCUCGGCCUGGCCAGCAAGCUGAUGGGCUUCAGGCUGGCCGAGGGUGAGGCUGGCGCCACAGGCAGUGGAGGCUGUGCCCCACAGGACCAGAGGCACGCCUGCGACACCUGCGGGAAGAGCUUCAAGUUCCUUGGCACCCUGAGCCGCCACAGGAGGGCCCACGGCCGCCGGGAGCCCCAGGAUGAGGAGGAGGCACUGCCCCUGGCUCUGGAGGGCGAGGGUGGAGCGGCCGAGGAGCCCGUUCAUGCCGUGGAGCCAGAGGAGAAGCCCGCCGAGCCCCCAGCAGCAGUGGAGCCAGCCCCGGACACCGGGGAGGCCUCAGGGGAGAAGCAGAACGAGGAGGCGGAGGGUCCCUCAGAUGGGGAGGGCACGGCCGAGAAGUCCUCGGAAAAGAGUGGUGAUGACAAAAAGCCAAAGACAGACUCCCCCAGGAGUGUGGCCAGCAAGGCGGACAAGAGGAAGAAGGUGUGCAGCGUGUGCAACAAGCGGUUCUGGUCCCUGCAGGACCUGACCCGGCACAUGAGGUCGCACACAGGGUCCCUGGGAGGGGUCCGUCCUGUCCUUCCACAAGAUUCAAGGCUGGGGGAAAGGCCAUACAAAUGUCAGACCUGCGAGCGAACCUUCACGUUGAAGCACAGCCUGGUUCGCCACCAGCGGAUCCACCAGAAAGCCAGGCACCCCAGACACCAUGGGAAGGACAGCGACAGGGACGAGCGGGGUGAGGAGGACAGUGAAGACGGGUCCACCCACAGCGGCAACAACCCCGUCUCAGAGAACGAGGCCGAGGUGGUGCCCAGCACCAGCAACCACGUGGCCGUCACCCGGAGCCGGAAAGAGAGCAGUCGCCGGGAGGAGCGGGCCACGGUGGCUCGGGCGGGCGGCCCUGACCUGGAGAGCCCAGCCACUCUGGUGCAGGACCUUCCGGAGCCGCGCAGCAAGAGGCCCAGUGCCCCUGUCCUGGCCGCUGACAGUGCCCCACAGCUCUUGGGGAUGGAGUGACAGCCCGCCCUGUCCCCCUCAGCACACAGACAAAAGCCAGCAGAGCCUCCGCGUCUGCACCUCACAAGGUUUCCUCGGUGCCCUCCAGCUGUUAGGGAGGGAGAGCGAGAGACACAAGCAGAGCGUGGCCCUUCACCCAGUGCCAUAGCCCCCGCGCCACUGGGCGCCACCGGGCUCCACCGCAGCAUGCGCCCGUGCCAGUGCCUUAACUACUUACCAGAUCCUCCCAUGUCAUCGAGGGUGUUGUGUUUUCCCAAAAUGACUUUUUAGCAAAACAAAUAUUUUAAUGAAUUGUUGGGAGAGGACCUCUUCAUUUAAGCAUUAACGUGACCUUUUGUAUUGGUGUGUGUGCACUUGUGCUGGUGAAUCUGUGAUAGUACUGUUUGUUCUGUGAGCUGGAAACAGAAGAAAAAAAACAUACCCUUGGAUACCCAUAGCCAAUAACUGGAAGAAAAUGAUGUGAAUUUCAUGUAAAUGACCCGAGGAAAGAUCGAUAAGAUGCUAAUUUCUCAAAUAGACCCUUUGUUUUCUUUCUCCGCUUCACAGUGGAGCUAUGAAUCUGGUCCUCGGUAUUACAGGAUCUAGUCGAUGAAAGUUUCCAGUAUGGUUUUAAAUCAAAACCAGGAAAGAUUCUAGCUUCAGCCUCGUAAAUGUUUCCACUGUUUCAGCAUUAGACAAGGUUACUGUUCAAGUUUCAAGACAUCCAUUCUUAACUUACAGAAAAGAGUUACCCCCUGGCAACUUAACCUCUGGAAAACAUGCAUGGAUGUCAUACAUUUGAUUCUCCCACUCCCCUUUCGGUAUAUGUAUUAUUAAUAUUAUUAUUAUUAUUAUGUUUAGUUCAUCAGCUUGCUGGUCUCUGCAGUCAGCAGAAACAAAUGGGCAAUAUUUGUCCUGGGAGACCUGCGCCACCCCCAGGUCCCCGCCGGCACCUUGGGUGGUAGCUCUUCUACUGUACUCAGACGAGCCUUUCUUCCAUGACUGCAGAAUCCAUCAGGGGCCACGAGCGGUCCUUCUGAGCACCGCCAAGGAGCCGCUGCACCGGGAGAGCAAGGAUGUGUGCGUCCCGGAGCAGGCAGCCCACGGGAGCGCUGUAGAGAUGGCUCUAGAGAAAGCAGGGCAGUGACGAGGCCGGUUACUCAUGAGCAAGGUAUUCCCAGUCUUCCUGCUAAGCCCGGUCCCAGCCUUACCCACCUGUGCUACUGUCAUUUGCAAAGCGAGGAAAUACUACUACUGGUAAUAAAACUACACACGCAAGAUUAAAGAUGAGAAAUAGAUUUAUAUUUACCUUCCUGCGGUGUGGGGUUGGUGUCUGAAGAUAAGCGUGCUGUUCUUAGUUUCUUCAGUAGCCUGAGCCUCUGGGUGCAAACAGGCAGGAUUCUUUUUAUUCAUGAGCAUUCUAUGCAGGCAAUAGACUUCCCUCACUGUAGCCGCCAGCAGUGGAAAGAAAUACAUCCUACUGUAGCAGAGCUAGUGUUCAGCAUCCUGUCCUUCACCUGAGACCUCCAGGACACUGAGCCGGGCUGCUGGGCUUGCCCUGCCACCUGGAGCCUCUUGCCUUCUGCUAGGGGAGGUGCCCUCUACCCAGAUUCACCUUCCCUUUCUAUUUCUUGCUCUUUCUGGCCCCAAGUGCUCCUCCUUUUCUUGUAUUGUGCACGCAGAGACACACAUACCCCUUUUUCUCCACUUCACCAACUUCUGGUGGCUAAAAUCCAACCUCCCAAGACUUCAAAGGAAGAUAUUCUUGAGAUAAUGAAAAACGAUAUCUUUGCAUAUGAAAGGAAAAAAGGUUGAGGUAUACAUGAUUUUUUAACUGUAUUAGGGAUUUAUGAACCAGUUUAAAAACAAGGUUUUAUUUACUGUAGAGAUGAAUGCAAAUCAGAACCAAUAAUUCCUUGGUCCACUUAGUUAAAACCAGUUCAUACAUCCCUUUGUUUUGUUUUGUUUUUAAACGAUGAUUGUUAUUGUUAUUGUUGUUAUUAUUAUUUGGGGUUUCUUGUGUUUUGUUUUUCUUUGCAACUCUCCACACUAAACUCGCAAUAUUGUGGGGAGGAGCCAUGACUGAACUCUAUACUCGGUGAGAUGUAGCAGUCUUAAGCGCCCAGUGACGGAGGUCGCCGGGGCUGCAGCUCGCAGUAAUCACUAUUGAUUUAAAGCUUUAUUUAGCCUUGAUCUGUGCCCUCGUAGUCAAUAAGGUCUUGCCACAUUUUUUAGUGAGGUUGAGAAAUGUAUUAUUUGUUUGUUGUUCUGCCCCUUUCCCCGAUAUUAAACUGUGAAAUUUGUGAUUUGUUUAAACUCUGGGUGAAUCAUAGCUUAGUUUGCAUGUCCAGCUAAUUUGUUUCUAUACAUUUUGUUUGAUUCUCUUUCUCCUUCUCUCAGGGCUUUUACAAAAAAAUAUAUAUAUAUGGAUCUUCUGAAAAGUUUUUUGAGGUGCAAGUUUUUUCUCUAUUGUUUUUAUCUCUUUGAUCAGUGGACACAGUGCUGAGAUUCAAUCACUACAUGAAACACUUGGCUGUGGAAACAAAACAGAAACAUCCGAAGGUCUGUUUCCCAAACAGCCUGGGGGGCUUCAUGACAGUCGGAUGCCAAUUUCAGAAAGAUUCAUCCUACGUUCUGACCCUCUGUUCGUCUCUUUCCUCUCCUCUCUUUCUUCAAGAAGGAAGUUGAUCCUAGUGAUUUCAGCCCAUGCAUUAAACAGGAAACAAUAAUAAAUGUGUAGAAUUCAUAUUUUUCUAAAGGGAACUUAAAAACUGCUGCUACGUGUUAUGUACAAAACUGGUUUAUGCCACAUGAACAGAGAAUCACAAGUUUGGUUUUGGUACUUUUUGUUCCUCUUUGUAUUCAGUUGUAUAGAACUUCCAAAUUCAGAAUGAAAAGAAGCUGUUCUGUAUCAAACCAUCUAAGCAAUAAAUGUUAUAUUUUAAAAACGGCGCAUUGCCAGUCA